Zychaea mexicana is the source of this 519-nucleotide messenger RNA. RefSeq lists its product as uncharacterized. NCBI's taxonomy places the organism in Eukaryota, Fungi, Mucoromycota, Mucoromycetes, Mucorales, Lichtheimiaceae. The record is from RefSeq and is a predicted model, not a curated record. The coding region runs from base 57 to 431 and encodes 124 amino acids. The transcript has a single exon.
GGGGAUAAUAACUAUGGAGAUGAACCACGGAAUAAUAGCCACGGAGACACAGUAGAAUGAAUUCGUUACCUAGCAGCGUCAUCUUCGUUGUUGUUAUCGUUGCUGUUACCGCCGUUGUUGAUUGGGUGCUGUGUAGUAGUGCUUGUCUGAGUGACAGUUUCGGUGUAGGUCACCAUAACCAUGGUCGUGGCUUGGUCACCAGUGUUACCGCCGUCCGUGGGCACAAGGCAAGGAAAAGGAUAGCUGCCAUCGGCAUGGUGAUUGUAGUGUUCACCAGCAAUAUGGAAACCAUCAAGGCCAGGGACACAGUCAGAAGUGUACCGCUGAUCAUCAUCGUUUUACUUACACUUGUUGUUGCUUCGCCUGUUGUUGAUGUUGCUUCGUUGGGUUUCUCCACUUUUAUAUAUGGACUCCUGUCAACGAUGGCAUAAGUGCCAGGUUCUAUGUUAUACCAUGAUAUAAUCGCGUAUAAUACUGUUGUGUGUAUAAUGUCAUCGUCACCGUCAUGUUGAUGUAACG